GUUGACUUGUGUGGCUCUCACCAAACCUCCCUUACCUACCCCGCCCAAAGCAAAAGCCACCUCCCUCCGUCAAAACUAACGCCGUUAAAUCCCAACUGAACCCCUACUGGGACCCACACCCGCCACCUAACACCCCCUACUCAAAUUAUAAAUCCCCUUCAAAACCCCUUCACCUCCAACCACCGUCCUCCGCCGCACAACCACCGAUACCCCCGCCGCGAAAAAAAAAUCCAGAAAAGAAAAUUGAAAAUAAUUUAAGCAACUGAUUGUAAAAACCCCUUCCCCCACUAUGGAUCUUAUCCUUCUCGAGAAGACCCUCCUAGGGCUCUUCUUCGCCAUAAUCGUCGCUGCUGUCGUCUCCAAGCUCCGCGGCAAGAAAUUCAGGCUCCCUCCUGGGCCGAUACCCGUCCCGAUCUUCGGAAACUGGCUCCAGGUCGGCGACGACCUCAACCACAGGAACCUCACCGACUACGCCCGCAAAUUCGGCGAGAUAUUCCUCCUCCGCAUGGGGCAGCGCAACCUGGUGGUGGUCUCCUCUCCGGAUCUCGCCAAGGACGUGCUCCACACCCAGGGCGUCGAGUUCGGCUCCCGCACCCGCAACGUCGUGUUCGACAUCUUCACCGGCAAGGGGCAGGACAUGGUGUUCACGGUGUACGGCGAGCACUGGCGCAAGAUGCGCCGCAUCAUGACCGUCCCUUUCUUCACUAACAAGGUCGUCCAGCAGUACCGCGGAGGGUGGGAGGCGGAGGCCGCCGCCGUGGUGGAGGACGUCAGGAAGAAUCCGGCGGCGGCGACGGAGGGGAUCGUGCUGAGGCGGCGGCUGCAGCUGAUGAUGUACAACAACAUGUACCGGAUCAUGUUCGAUCGGAGGUUCGAGAGCGAGGACGAUCCACUGUUUGGGAAGCUCAAGGCACUGAAUGGUGAGAGGAGCCGAUUGGCGCAGAGCUUUGAGUACAACUAUGGUGAUUUUAUCCCGAUUUUGAGGCCGUUUUUGAGGGGAUAUCUGAAGAUCUGCAAGGAGGUGAAGGAGAGGAGGCUGCAGCUGUUCAAGGACUAUUUUGUUGAUGAGAGAAAGAAGCUCGGGAGUACGAAGCCAGCAGACAACGACAGCUUAAAGUGCGCGAUCGAUCACAUUCUUGAAGCUCAACAGAAGGGUGAGAUCAACGAGGAUAAUGUUCUUUACAUUGUUGAGAACAUCAAUGUUGCUGCAAUCGAGACAACACUAUGGUCAAUCGAGUGGGGCAUAGCUGAGCUAGUGAACCAUCCUGAAAUCCAGAACAAACUUCGGGCCGAGAUGGACUCUGUUCUCGGGCCCGGUGUCCAAAUCACCGAGCCCGAUACCCACAAGCUGCCCUACCUGCAAGCAGUGAUAAAGGAAACUCUUCGGCUUCGAAUGGCAAUCCCACUCCUCGUCCCUCACAUGAACCUCCACGAUGCCAAGCUUGGAGGCUAUGACAUCCCAGCUGAGAGCAAGAUCCUAGUCAACGCCUGGUGGCUUGCUAACAACCCGGCCCACUGGAAAAAGCCCGAAGAGUUCAGGCCCGAAAGGUUCUUUGAGGAGGAGUCCAAAGUUGAGGCCAAUGGAAAUGACUUCAGGUACUUACCGUUUGGUGUGGGCCGUAGGAGCUGCCCAGGAAUUAUACUCGCGCUCCCGAUUCUUGGGAUUACCAUUGGCCGGCUCGUGCAGAAUUUCGAGCUUCUGCCGCCACCUGGACAGUCGAAGAUCGACACGACUGAGAAGGGGGGGCAAUUUAGUCUGCAUAUUUUGAAACACUCGACGAUUGUUCUGAAGCCGAGGUCGAUUUGAGAUGGAGAUAUUUGUACUUUUUUUUUUUUGACAAAUUUUGGUGGUGUGGUUUUUGUGGUGUUGCUUUGUGUGGGAUUGUGGCUGAGUCUUACAGUUUAUUAGGUUUGCUCUGGAAAUGUGUCUAUCUUUGUAACUCAUCCUUGUCUCCUACAAUUUGAGAAAUGAAAUCAUAUGGUAUAUGUUGAAAUAUCUGAAGCUUUGUGUUGAACUUUUUUUCUUUUUACAUGUUGUGGAUUUGAUUAAUUAUAUUAAGAGUGGA
Molecule: messenger RNA, 2066 nt
Organism: Striga asiatica
Lineage: Eukaryota; Viridiplantae; Streptophyta; Magnoliopsida; Lamiales; Orobanchaceae
Source: the annotation of a GenBank genome assembly